AUGUCCUCUGCAGUGGCAAGCAUUGUUUCCAGACGUCCUCUCCAUUAUGUCUUCAAAAUCGGUAACCGAAGAGCCAAUCUGGAAUUCUUCAGAGAUAUUCUUGGAAUGAAAGUUCUACGACAUGAAGAAUUUACUGAGGGUUGCAAAGCCGCCUGCAAUGGGCCGUAUGAUGGUAAAUGGAGUAAAACAAUGAUUGGUUAUGGCAGUGAAGAUGACCAUUUUGUUAUGGAACUGACGUACAAUUAUAACAUUGGUUCAUACAAGCUGGGCAAUGAUUUUGGGGGCCUUACCAUAUUCUCCAGCACCAUAAGGGAUGAGGUGAUCAAGAGGGGUUACCCAUUCCAAGAAGAAUCGGACGGCUUUGUCUUGAAAUCUCCAGAUGGCUACAAGUUUAUGGUAAUUGAAGAUAAAAGUGAAAGAGACCCAGUCAAGAGAGUUGCACUCAAUGUGUCAAAUAUGAAACGUUCAACUGAAUUCUGGAAUCAUAUUGCUGGCCUUAGCAUUCACAGUCAGUCUGAGAAAAAAACGGAACUCUCUGCAGGUAACAGUCAUUGUAACUUGGAAAUCCUGGAGAUUUCAGAUCCAAUCGACCGAGCAAGUGGAUAUGGAAGAAUUGCUUUUGCUGUUCCCCGAGAAGAUUUACCUGGAAUUGAAAAGCAGAUGAACGAUAAUCACGAGACCGUGUUGACGCCUUUGGUUAAGUUGGACACUCCUGGAAAGGCCACCGUUGAGGUGGUCAUCUGUGCUGACCCAGAUGGCCAUGAAAUCUGUUUUGUUGGAGAUGAAGCAUUCCGGGAACUUUCCCAAAUUGACAAAACUUCUAAUGAUGCCUUGGAAAAGGUGAGCCAUUUCUUGCUUUCCUUCUUUCUUUCUUCCUUUCUUUUUCUUUCAUUUUUCUCUUUGUCUUUUUUUCUCUUUGUCUUUUUUUCUCUUUGUCUUUUUUUCUCUUUGUCUUUUUUUCUCUUUGUCUUUUUUUCUCUUUGUCUUUUUUUCUCUUUGUCUUUUUUUCUCUUUGUCUUUUUUUCUCUUUGUCUUUUUUUCUCUUUGUCUUUUUUUCUCUUUGUCUUUUUUUUUCUCUUUGUCCUUUUUUUUUCUCUUUGUCUUUUUUUCUCUUUGUCUUUUUUUUUCUCUUUGUUUUUUUUUUUCUCUUUGUUUUUUUUUUUCUCUUUGUCUUUUUUUUCUUUGUCUUUUUUUCUUUUUUUUUUUUUUUCUUUGUCUUUUUUUUCUUUGUCUUUUUUUUCUCUUUGUCUUUUUUUUUCUCUUUGUCCUUUUUUUUCUCUUUUUUUCUCUUUGUCCUUUUUUUUCUUUUUUUUUCUCUUUGUCCUUUUUUUUCUCUUUUUUUCUCUUUGUCCUUUUUUUUCUCUUUUUUUCUCUUUGUCCUUUUUUUUCUCUUUUUUUUCUCUUUGUCCUUUUUUUCUUUUUUUUCUUUGUCCUUUUUUUUUCUUUUUUUUUUUUUUUGUCCUUUUUUUUCUUUUUUCUCUUUUUUUUUUUUUUUUUCUUUUUCUUUUUUUUCUCUUUUUUUUUUUUCUUUUUUUUUUUUUUUCUCUUUUUUUUUUUUUUUCUUUUUCUUUUGUCUUUUUUUUCUUUUUUUCUCUUUUUUUUUCUCUUUUUUUCUCUUUGUCCUUUUUUUUCUCUUUUUUUCUCUUUGUCCUUUUUUUUCUCUUUUUUUCUCUUUGUCCUUUUUUUUCUCUUUUUUUCUCUUUGUCCUUUUUUUUCUCUUUUUUUCUCUUUGUCCUUUUUUUUCUCUUUUUCUCUUUUUUUUUUUUCUUUUUUCUCUUUGUUUUUUUUUUUCUUUUUUUUCUCUUUUCCUUUUUUUUUUUUUCUCUUUGUCCUUUUUUUUUCUUUUUUUUCUCUUUUCCUUUUUUUUUUUUUUUUCUCUUUUGUCCUUUUUUUUUUUUUUUUUUUCUCUUUGUCUUUUUUUUCUUUUUUUCUCUUUGUCCUUUUUUUUCUUUUUUCUCUUUGUCCUUUUUUUUUCUCUUUUUUCUCUUUGUCUUUUUUUUUUUUUUUUUCUUUGUCCUUUUUUUCUUUUUUUCUCUUUGUCCUUUUUUUCUCUUUUUUCUCUUUGUCCUUUUUUUCUCUUUUUCUCUUUGUCCUUUUUUUCUCUUUUUCUCUUUGUCCUUUUUUUUUUUUUUUUUCUCUUUGUCCUUUUUUUUUUCUUUUUUUCUUUCUUUGUUUUUUUUCUCUUUUUUCUCUUUGUCCUUUUUUUUUUUUUUUCUCUUUGUCCUUUUUUUUCUCUUUUUUUCUCUUUGUCCUUUUUUUUCUCUUUUCUUUCUUCUUUUUUCUUUCUUUUUCUUCAAAUCCUGCAGAUAUCAAAAGUAG
Molecule: messenger RNA, 2319 nt
Organism: Acanthosepion pharaonis
Lineage: Eukaryota; Metazoa; Mollusca; Cephalopoda; Sepiida; Sepiidae
Source: the annotation of a GenBank genome assembly